GCAGCUUCUCUCUGCUUUGCCUCUCUCUCUCUCUCUCUCUCUCGCUCUGUCUCUCUCUCUCACACUCCGGCUUUCCGACUCUCCUGCCUGAGCUGAUAAAGAGCGACCGCGGCGGCUGAGGAGCUUCACUCGCUCCAACUCCUCCUGCACCAUGCUGCCCUGGAGAAGGAAUAAGUUUGUUCUGGUGGAGGAUGAGGCCAAGAGCAAACCCAAGAGUCUGGGGACCGGGCUGACCUACCACUCCAUCCUCUCCUCCCUGCUGCGCUCCUGUCCUGACUUGCUGCCCGACUGCCCCUUCGACUGGGUGGGCAGCAUCUUCCAUACCAAACGGCAGAAGGUGGAGCUGAAUAAAGAGGAGCCUGUUUACAACGUGCGCUACCUGGGGAGCGUGGUCACCAUCACGGCGAAGGGAGACGGCUGCACCCAGGAGGCGGUGGCCAAGAUCUGGGCGAGGAGCAACUACGGGGAGCAGAGUGUCAAGAUGAGGUUAACGGUGGGGCCGCAGGGAAUCCGAAUGAGCGCCGACAAAUCUGGGAAGAAGAAACCCAUCCAUCUGUACUCUCUGAACAGAAUCACCUACUGCAACGCUGACCCGUGCCGGCCCAAGAUCCUGGCUUGGAUCUACAGGCACCAGGUCAAGAACAUGGCCGUGGUGCUCCGGUGUCACGCCGUCCUGGUCAGCAAGUCGGAGAAGGCUCAGGCCAUCGCCCACAGCCUCUACCAGAACGCCACGUCCUCCUUCAGCGAGUUCAAGCGUCUGAAGCGUCAGAGUGAUUUCCGGCACUGCCAGCAGCAGCUGCUGGGCGAGGAGGCGGUGCCCCUGAUGCCACUGAGGAGGCUGCUGAACGGCCAGUGCCACUACAAACCGCCCGCCGAAAACCCCGGGAGUGCCACCCGCCUCUGCUCCAUCACGGAGGAAGAAGAGGAAGAAGAGGAAGAGGAGGAGGGGGUGGAGGAGGAGGCGGCAGAACAACCGGAGGGGGAUGUAGAGAAGCAGCAGCAGGAGAAGCAGAAGGUUUUGACAACAAACACAGACCCGACUCAGUUAUUAUCAGAGCUGGACAUUGGGGAUAUCGCCACGCUGGAGCAGUGCCAAAUCAACUUUGUCAGCGACAGCAACAACAACACGUUUACAUUUAUAACCUCUCUGGUGUGACAGUAACGAAAGGCAACUCUGCAGAAUCACAUUCCUCUCCUUCACCGGCACCCCUUCUCAGGCUCCCUCCUGCCCCGUCCGUGUGAUGAUGUGAAGUGUUUACCAGAAACUUCUCCUCGCCAGAAAAAAAAAGGCAAAAAGACAAUUUUUUUUUUCUGUGGGAGUGAUUUUCUAUUCUGGCCAGAUGGCUCAGAGGCUGGUUUGACUGUAGCAGUUUGGUAAAAAAAAAAAAGCUGCGUGUUUACAAAGAGGGCCGGUGAUGCUCUGACUAACGAAAGCACAAUGACGAACGAGGACAGCGCUCUGAGAAAAACACGAGGGCGCUGACGCUGAGAUCACUGACAUGCGGGUCACAUAUUGAUCGCAGGCACCGAGCAGGAUGUGUUUAUUAGUCUCCUAGCUCUUGUAAUUUUUUUUUUCGUGAGUGAAAAUUAAACGCCGUGUUCGCCAGCAGGGACAUUUUUCUUUCUUUCCCGGAAAUCGACUUGUAAUAUUUUUUCAGGGAGGCUCUUUGUAAAUUUGUGUAAUUUUUCUAAUACGACAAUCCUCACUGAAAAUUGUUCACUGACCUUUUCCGAGAGCUUACAAUCACGAGAAGGAGUUUGUUACGGUUUUACUUAACGAUCACAGCCGACUAAUGAAUAAAGGCUGUAAUUUAGGAAGAAAGCCAUUCAGUCGACAUGUUUAUUGCCGUCAUUUGUUACCAUCCUUAUCAUUUAUGCAUGAAACGCCGGCGGUAACCUUUUCCACGCUGAGCUUCUGUCUUCUUCUUCUUCAUGUGACAUCUUCGAUCUUUCGGCUUUUCAAAAUGAACACUGUGAUAAAUGUGUGACUGGGGGGGCGACAUACUGACCACGCAGCAGAGUCUAGUUCAUGCCAUUCAAUUUUUUUUGUUUUUUUUAAACACGCCUAUUUCCGUGUCACCUGGUUUUCCCCCAAAACAAAGAACAACAAAAACAAGUCUGAUUUCGCCAUCGUUAGUCGAGUUUCGUUGAUGCAGUUUUUUCCACACGAGCCCUCGCAAAAACGCAGACGGACAAUUUAAACACCACAAGCUGUUUUGAAUAUGACUUUAGCUAACUGCUAAUUUCCUGUUGAUGAUAUCUGUGCUACUAUCUAAAAAAUGCAUUGUGAUUAUUAUUCUUAUUCUAAUUAUGAGAUGAAGCUAUUUAUUUUCUGAAUACGAUGAAUAAAAAUUACCCUCACUUGGGGUUUUCCUUC
Molecule: messenger RNA, 2377 nt
Organism: Acanthopagrus latus (yellowfin seabream)
Lineage: Eukaryota; Metazoa; Chordata; Actinopteri; Spariformes; Sparidae
Gene: fam43b
Product: family with sequence similarity 43 member B
Exons: 1
Coding region: 152-1156 (334 amino acids)
Source: RefSeq, a predicted model, not a curated record